Messenger RNA from Paralichthys olivaceus (Japanese flounder), 2196 nucleotides. RefSeq names its product calcium release activated channel regulator 2B (gene cracr2b). Gene Ontology annotation, biological process: vesicle-mediated transport. Gene Ontology annotation, molecular function: GTP binding; GTPase activity. The record is from RefSeq and is a predicted model, not a curated record. Lineage: Eukaryota; Metazoa; Chordata; Actinopteri; Pleuronectiformes; Paralichthyidae.
UGCCACCCGGCGGCUGUGGCCGGUACUCGCUGUAGUGGCUGAGAGGACCGCGGUGUUGGGACACCUGCAGCAGCUCACGUCAUGUCUCAGUGGCUGAAUGAUGGUGAAGUGCUGGUGGGUCAGGGCUGUGGCGAGGCUGUGCCAGUGAGCCCCAGACCACGGGGCUUUUCCGGUGGGAGCCCCAGACAUGGUUUUGGAAACAGCCCACUGGCUUCACCCAGACCGGCAGCAGCGGGAAGUCCGCAGACAGAGACCAUGGGCAAGGCCAAGGAGCUGUUUCUGCUGUGUGACAAAGAGGGGAAAGGCUUCAUCACAAAGCGGGACAUGCAGAGGCUAGAGAGAGAGCUGCCGCUGUCGCCUGAACAGCUGGAGACCGUGUUUGAGAGUCUGGACCGAGAGAGCAUUGGAUUCCUCACUCCUGUGGAGUUUAACACAGGACUUGGUGAGUUGGUGGGACUCGAGGACACGACUGAGUUGAGCCGAGACAAAGCAGAGGAGGAUACGGACCAGGUAGACUGGUCCCAGGACGCUACCGCAAUCAGAUUUGUAAACAUGCUGAUGGAGUUGGGUGCUGACAAACUUUUUAAAGAUCAGCAGGAGCUGUGUUCUCUGUGGUGUGAGCUCCAGACAGACAGACCAGAGCUGCUCAGUGUCCUGGAGAGUGUUUUGGUCCACACAGUGUCCCAUUUACAGGACUCCAUCAGAGAGAGAGACAGUCUGGAACAAGCCCUGUGCAGACGCGAGAGCGAACACGAUCAGGUUGUUCGGUCCAUUUAUGAAGACUUGGAAAGUCAACUCAGAGAGGAGCGACAGAAACACCAGGCUCAGGACAGUAUUAGGCUGAUGCAAAAAGGGAAGCAACUUGAAGAGGAGCUGAAGAGGCGAGAACAGGAACUGGACAACGCACUGACCAAACAGAAAGAGCUGGAGACCAGAAUCCGGCAGCUGAGCUGUGAGCAGCUGAACGUUAAGGAGCAGAACCAGCAGCUGCGGACCCUCAACAUCCAGCUACAGGACCAGAUGGAGAACAACAGAGAGCAGCUGCAGGCCGCUCUGGGUCAGCUCAGCCUUCUGCAGCUCAGCGCUGCCCAUGAACAAGUGGCCAGACAGAGAAAUGUGAUGAAGGUGUCAAAGAACAUUCAGAAAGAGAAGGACAGCCUGUUAAGACAACUGGAACUGUUGAAGGACAUGAACAAAAGGCUACGAGAUGAAAAAGACGCUCAACAGUCUCAUAAGAGGAAUCCAAACGUCACAAAGACUUUGGAGAAGAAAGGGUCAGUCAUAGGUAACUACUUACUGCAAGACAAGCCACUGAAAAGACAGCUGAGCUCAUCUGAUGAGUUGGAGCAGAACAAAGACACAGAGAUGACAAAUAUAUCCAAGAAACACCAGCCGUCAUGUAGUGUCAGGGGGGGAAAUGUUGAACACACUCAAACUCAGAGCAAAACUGUCAGUCCUCGGCAAGUUUUCAAGGUGGUAUUCUUGGGUAACUCAGUUGUGGGUAAGAGCUCCUUCAUCCAGCAUUACUGCACAGGACGCUUCCUCAGUAACACGAGUUCUACAGUCGGUUUGGAUUUCCAGAUGAAAACCUUAACUCUGGACUCCACCACCAUCACCCUGCAGCUGUGGGACACUGCAGGACAGGAGAGGUUUCGCAGUAUCACUGAGCAGUACUACAGGAAGGCUGACGGUGUCCUCGCCAUGUAUGACGUAACUCACUCCCCCUCCUUCACAGCGGUCAGAGGAUGGAUGGACUCUGUGAAGGACAAGAUGUGUGAAGGUGCGGUCUUAAUGCUACUUGGGAACAAGCUAGAUCUGGCAGACACACAAAGCAGAGAGGUGACCACAAGGGAGGGGCAGAGGCUGGCAGAGCAGCACCAAGCUUUGUUUUACGAGUGCAGUGCCAAAACCGGACAUAACAUGGAGGAGCUCAUGACUCAACUGGCAAGGACAUUGGUCGCCCGGCAUGAUCGACAGUAUGUAGAUGCACUUUUACUCAGCGAGGACACAUCUACAAAAGGCUGCUGUACAUAAACACAGAAGAAAAGACUAAAAAUGUGAACAAGUGGUUCGCUGUGGUAAACUUCCUGUCCUGAGGUCACAUAUUUUUCUAUGAACAAGUUUACUGAACAGUGUGUGUAAGGUUUGUUUAUGCUGUGUAUAUAAUCCAUCCAAUUAAACUUUAUUUUUUGAUGA